AUGUCUUCCAAGAAGAACAGAAAACGGCUGAACCGAAGCGCAGAGAAUGGUUCAACCUCGCCCUCUUCUGCUUCCUCUCCUUCGGGGCCCUCUGCUCCUUCUGCUGGGCCAGGCACGGCGGCAGCGGCCGGGAUUCUGGUGGUGACCAACUUCUUAGAAAAGGUAGAUGACAAACUUCCUAAAACAUUCCAGAAUUCCCUUGUUCAACUUGGACUCAACACUAUGAAAUCUGCAAAUAUAUGUAUAGGUCGACCAGUGUUGCUUACCAGUUUGGAUGGAAAACAAGAGGUCUAUACGGCCUGGCCUGUGGCAGGAUUUCCUGGAGGUAAGGUUGGCCUGAGUGAAAUGGCACAGAAGAAUGUGGGCGUGAAGGUUGGUGAUGCCAUCCAAGUCCAGCCAUUGUUGGGUGCUGUGCUACAGGCUGAGGAAAUGGACCUGGCACUCAGUGACAAAAAUGUGGAUAUUAAUAAAGAACAACUGACUGGUUGUCUUCUGAGAAAAUUAGAUGGCAAGAUUGUUUUACCGGGGAACUUUCUGUAUUGUACAUUCUAUGGACGACCAUGCAAAUUGCAAGUGUUGGAAGUGAAAGGGACAGAUGGCAAGAUAUUGAGAAGGCCUCAGAAUGACUCUGACAUUGAUGCCAAGGGAAUGGCCUAUGAACAGUCCAGCAUAGAAACCAGUACCCUGGAUGUAUCCCUACAACUAAGCCAGUUAGAUCUGGAAGAGCCUCGGGACCCAACAUCAAGCAGUACUCCUUGCAAACCAGUAGAUGACAGAAUGAUAAAUAAAGCUAGUGACAUUUUGUCGGAUGUUACACAGAGUCCUGGGGACAGCAGCGGACUUGGACUAGGGGAAGUCACAGGACUUAAAUGUAGUUUUGAGUCAGCCAGAGGAAGAAAUGAGCAACUUGUCAAUGAAGAGAGAUUGCUAAAGUCAGCAUGUGUGGGAACAAAGUGCAACACUGAUAUUUUUUAUUUUAUUUCUUCAACAACAAGAGUCAAUUUUACAAACAUUUGUACAAAUUCAAAAGAGCAAGACAACCAAUUCAAAGUAACUUAUGACAUGAUAGGAGGCUUAAGUAGUCAGCUGAAAGCAAUUAGAGAGAUUAUUGAAUUGCCUCUCAAACAGCCUGAACUUUUCAAGAGUUAUGGAAUUCCCCCACCUAGAGGAGUGUUACUCUAUGGACCUCCAGGUACUGGAAAGACAAUGAUUGCCAGGGCGGUUGCUAAUGAAGUUGGAGCCUAUGUUUCUGUAAUUAAUGGUCCUGAUAUUAUAAGCAAAUUCUAUGGGGAGACAGAAGCAAGGUUACGGCAGAUAUUUGCUGAAGCCACUCUACGGCACCCAUCAAUUAUUUUUAUUGAUGAGCUGGAUGCACUUUGUCCUAAGAGAGAAGGGGCUCAGAAUGAAGUGGAAAAGAGAGUGGUAGCGUCACUCUUAACACUGAUGGAUGGUAUUGGUUCAGAAGGAAGUGAAGGACAGGUGUUGGUCCUUGGGGCCACAAAUCGCCCUCAUGCCUUAGAUGCUGCACUUCGAAGACCUGGACGAUUUGAUAAAGAGAUUGAGAUUGGAGUUCCUAAUGCUGCAGAUCGGCUAGAUAUUCUCCAGAAACUGCUUCAAAGGGUACCCCAUUUGCUCACUGAAGUUGAACUGUUACAGCUGGCAAAUAGUGCUCAUGGAUACGUUGGAGCAGACUUGAAAGCCUUGUGUAAUGAAGCAGGUCUUUAUGCCUUAAGGAGAGUCCUGAAGAAACAACCUAAUCUCUCUGAUAGCAAGCUGGCUGGAUUGGUGAAGAUUACUCUAAAUGAUUUCUUACAGGGGAUGAAUGACAUCAGGCCCAGUGCCAUGAGGGAAGUAGCAAUUGAUGUACCAAAUGUAUCCUGGUCAGAUAUAGGAGGACUGGAAAAUAUCAAACUGAAAUUGAAACAGGCUGUAGAAUGGCCCUUGAAACAUCCAGAGUCUUUCAUUCGAAUGGGUAUUCAGCCACCUAAAGGAGUUCUUCUGUAUGGACCACCUGGAUGCUCUAAAACAAUGAUUGCAAAGGCUUUGGCCAAUGAGAGUGGCCUGAAUUUCCUAGCUAUAAAGGGGCCUGAAUUAAUGAAUAAAUAUGUUGGUGAAUCUGAAAGAGCAGUUAGAGAGAUCUUCCGAAAAGCGAGAGCAGUGGCCCCUUCCAUUAUUUUCUUUGAUGAACUUGAUGCCUUAGCAGUUGAAAGGGGCAGUUCUUUAGGUGCUGGGAACGUAGCUGACCGUGUUCUGGCUCAGCUCUUAACAGAAAUGGAUGGCAUUGAACAGUUAAAGGAUGUGACAAUUUUGGCAGCUACUAACCGCCCAGAUAGGAUAGACAAGGCUUUGAUGCGGCCUGGAAGAAUUGACAGAAUCAUCUAUGUGCCUUUACCAGAUGCAGCAACAAGAAGGGAAAUAUUUAACCUGCAGUUUCACUCUAUGCCGAUCAGUAAUGAUGUGGAUCUGGAUGAACUCAUCCUCCAAACAGAUACAUAUUCAGGAGCAGAGAUUAUAGCAGUCUGUAGAGAGGCAGCCCUUCUGGCUCUGGAAGAAGACAUUCAAGCCAACUGCAUUAUGAGAAGACAUUUUACUCAAGCCUUGAGCACUGUGACACCGAGAAUUUCUAAAUCACUGAGACGUUUCUAUGAAGAGUAUCAAGAGAAGAGUGGGCUACAUACACUCUGA
Molecule: messenger RNA, 2685 nt
Organism: Neomonachus schauinslandi (Hawaiian monk seal)
Lineage: Eukaryota; Metazoa; Chordata; Mammalia; Carnivora; Phocidae
Gene: AFG2A
Product: spermatogenesis associated 5
Exons: 17
Coding region: 1-2685 (894 amino acids)
Cellular component (GO): cytoplasm
Molecular function (GO): ATP hydrolysis activity; ATP binding
Source: RefSeq, a predicted model, not a curated record